AUGAAAGGUGGGGAUAAACUUGGAGAAAAAAUGACGACAAAUGUUAAAAACACCUUUAACAGAGAUGUUUUUUUGCAGCAGCAGCAGCAGGAACGCGUCCCCAAGACGAAAAAAUUGCGGAAGAGGAGGAAAUGCCGGUGAAAAUCGAGGAACCCGACUCGUACGACGAGGGACCGCCGAACGAAGAGGACUGGUCCGAAACGGCGCCAGUCAAAGAGGAGGACCAAUCGGAGGAAGAGGACGAUUCGGACAGAAGCAUAAAAAUUGAGGAACCCGACGAUUACUAG
Caenorhabditis sp. 36 PRJEB53466 is the source of this 287-nucleotide messenger RNA. NCBI's taxonomy places the organism in Eukaryota, Metazoa, Nematoda, Chromadorea, Rhabditida, Rhabditidae. The record is from the annotation of a GenBank genome assembly.